AUGCACCUGAAAAAAUGGUUUGGCAAUAAAAACCUAUUACUUUUUUGCCGUUCUCCUUUCGUCGCCGUGGUCGUUGGUGUUGUUGUCAUCAAUAAAUAGUGCUACCAUGGUGACGUGACGUCAUACUUCUCCUCGGUAUAUAAUAAUAGUGGUAACAUCUUUUUUCUUUUCUAAUCGCUUUGUAGACUUGUUACUUAGUUACUUGAUAUCUGAUACAGCUAAAAGCAAGGCAAAUAAUGGUUUGUUCAUUAUUUCGGCAGGUCCGUAACAUACCCAAGAAGUUACACCUGGCGCAUUUUAGCCAAGUUCUUGGCGUUAACCUUACCCAUGGAAACCUUGGCGGCCUUCUGCCCUUUUUUGUGGAUCCAUCCGUUUCACAGCAGAAGGAGGAAGUGCCUGACCAGUCUGAAGCCAAGGAAAGUAACUCUGCGCCUUCUGAUAUCGCGAAAGAUGUUACAACCAAGGGCGAGAAUAUGUUUUCGGGUAUAUUUUCAGAUACUAGCCUUUUUGAUGAUGGCACGGAGCCUCCCGUUAAGAUUAUUGAGAAUAAAGAAGGAAUAGAGAAAGGGCUAGAGGAAGGAUUAGUAGAGGCCAACAAGAAUGCAUCGAGUUCCCAGGACUCAACGGACACAGGGUUCAGUGAGUCACAGACAAAAGAGGAGACUGGGGAGAGUGGCGAAGGUCAAAAUCAUGAAAUGAAGACAGGCAUCGCUGUUAAAACAGGAAGUGAACUUGUUCACCGGAAGCCAUCCCAAGGUAUAUGUCAAACUGAACAUGUAAAUAUACCGUAUUUCCUCGAAUAAUAGCCUUCCAUCGAUUAAUCGCCUCCCUCGGACGGAAAUAUUUAAAAUAAUCGCAUUCCUCGAAUAAUCGCCUCCCCUCUGCUCCUCCCACCAUCUUAUCUUCCUUUUAUCCCCUCCCUGUCAAGUGUAAGUGCAAGGUGAUCCAGCAAAACUGAUAAGUGACGAUUGAAGCUGUGAAAAUUAAUCAAGGAACUAAAUUUGGAACACUUAAAAAACCCACGUUCAGUUAGCCGAGUUUGAUGUGAAUAUUUUUUUUAUUUAAUGGAAUAAUAAAACAAAAUACUUUCUGGGCACGACUUCCAGUGAGCAAUAUUUGAAAUAAUCGCCUUCCCUCGAAUAAUCGCCCCCUUUUUGUGCGAAAAAAGAAAUAAUCUCCCCCGGCUAUUAUUCGGGGAAAUACAGUAGAGCCAAAACGUUGUUUGGUGCAUUCAGCUUUUCAUUGUAAUAGCUCUGUGAAAAAGAUCUCGUAGUCUUGCUUUUUUAGUUUUGUCAAACAUGGACUGUCAAACUCAUCGUUCCGUUUUCUUUUCAGGUGAAAAAUUAACCAGCAAAGCUCUUGAAAUCUUUGCACAGUGUGCAGAAAGCAUGUCAUUUGCUGACGCCUAUUGUCCAAACCUUUCUAACACCCAGUCCAACUCGGCGCGGUUUGGCUUGUGGGGAGCUCAUUUGAAACGUGGACUUACAGACGAACACGUGACUGUGGAGGAGUCAAGCGACUGGCUGGCUUGUGAAACGCGUUCAUCUAUCCGUGGGGCGUUGGAAGUAGCCAAUUUAGAUGAUUGUUUUGUCAAAGUUAAGUCUUUGUCUGAAGAUCGUACAGAAACUGGAAAUUCUCCCGUCGAAGAAAUCACAGGAGAUCAAACCUCCACAGGCAAAAGUGUGCUAUGUGACUUGGAAAGAUUAUCAUCAGAUUUUCCUCCACGUGAUUUCAAUUCUGCAGUGUGUUUGGAUGCAGUCACUCAGGCACAAAAGAGGUAAGAUGUUAGCACAAAAGUCCUUAAGACAGUGGUGCAAAAUUCGUAAUAAUCUGUGAAUUGUGGGUGCCCUCAUGAAACAGUGCCAGUGCUUCAUUUUGGAAAAUGCUUUGCAGUUCUCCUUGCCUCCAUCUUAUACAAUGUUGAAACUCGGAAAAAAGAAAGGUCUGGAUAAACCUGUCCAACGUUGCUUGUGGGUUGGGAGGAGUGGUUAGGCAUGUGUGAUUUCUAAAAAGUAUUGUCCUAAGACUUUUGUCCAAGACUGUAUCUAGCUAGCUCAGUAGAUUGUUAGUUAGUCAGUAAGUAAAGUAGUAAAGACUUCGUUGUUGUCUCUUUUUUUUUUAAUGUUAAUGACCACAAAAAGAUGAUUAAAACUGGUUUGGCGACAAAUCAAAAUAAUAAACCAAAUGGCAUUUAAGUAUUUGGCAGCUCCAAGAUUUUAUCCAGAAUUACAAACUAACUGAUAAUGAGUUGUUUUUGCUUUUGUUAGUUCAACUGCAAGUCGACGGAAACUUUACAGUUCCCUGAGUUCAUGCAUCCCCGUUGUUAACCACUGUAACCAUUGCGGUGUAGUAUGUGACUACAUUCCCACCUUUCGCCUGCUUUGUCACUCUGAAAGACUCCGAGAGGCAGCUCAUAUCAAAAGAAGGUAUGGCAAUUCCUUUAAUGACUUUUGCUUUGUCAUUAUUAGGGCCGUUUUUAGGAGGAAGUAUAAAACGCGUCCUUAAUAAGGGUGGAUUUCCACUGUCGCGUAAUUUUACGUGCGUACGCGCGUAAAAUUUAUGUGCGUAAAUACAAAAGAGGUAAUGUGUGAAGAGUCGCGCGUAAACGUAAGAGUUGAAACUCGCUCGACUCUUACGUCUGUACGCAACACUUCAUACGUUGUCUCUAUUUCAUUUACGUGCGUACGCACGUAAAUUACGCGACAGUGGGAAUCCACCUUAAGGGCCUUUUUACAUGGAGUGGGGGACCCCGGUCUAGUGGGGUUGGUUUCUUUUGUUUUCACGCUCUGGGAGACACAAAACAAAAGAACCCUACCCCACUAGACCGGGGUACCCCACUCCAUGUAAACAGGGUCUAAGACGCAAACUCGUAUAAAUGGCACAUUUCUUUUGAAAUAAGACUCGAUUAGCUAAGACGCGUGUUAUCUAAGAACAACCGUUAACACCUGUUCUUAGAUAAGUCGCGACUUGGCUAAGACGCAUCUUAUUUCAGACGAAAUGUGUCGUUUAUACGGGACAGUCUGCGCCUUAUUUGGGACGCUUCUUAUUUUUACUCGUAUAAAUGGCCCUAUUGUAUAAAACAUUGCUGACGGAAUUUAAACAAGUUUGUCCAAUUUUCACGGUUAUUCAACAUUAACGGGCGCAACUCGUCAGAAGCAGGGCUAAUUUAGGCGGGAAGGGCACACCUAGUCUGUCAGCAGUUUUCAGUUGUCCUUGAAAAGUCAGUCGAACUGCCCUGCCACUUUCUGUUGUUUCGCUAGUAGUCACGUGCCGUUUCUUGACCAGUCAGAAGUAACUCAGUAGUCAUGACGUGUACGCGCUCUUUUUCCCGCUCCUGAGACCGGCAACUUCUAUUUUUGUUAAAAUUCUGGUUGGCUCAGAUGAUUGACUUAGCUUGUCGUGAUUGGUUAAUAGAGAGGAGAGGUGUGACGUCAUGUGACCAUGGUAGCAAAAUUUCUAGAUCUCAACAGUCUUUCUUGACAGAGAUGGCUAUCAUUGGCAUUGUCGAACGAUGGAAGAAAAGUAUGGGCUCCCGUUUGCGCAAUCAUGCACAGGAAAGUCAUACAAGUCUAUUUUUUCGUUUUUUUUUCCCUGCCAUAUUUGCAGGACCAUGCUACCAUGGCAACAGAACGUAACGACUUCUCCUUUCUAUUGCUUUAGAUGUAGUUUUAAGUCCUAAACUGUAAAGUAUGUUUUUCCUUUGCUAGAUUCCUUCAUUAUCUGGACUCUAAUUCGUUCCCCAUUAACCGUGCAACCAUGGAUGCCUUAGCCGACUCUUACAUGGUUUCUUAA
Molecule: messenger RNA, 3792 nt
Organism: Porites lobata
Lineage: Eukaryota; Metazoa; Cnidaria; Anthozoa; Scleractinia; Poritidae
Source: the annotation of a GenBank genome assembly